Molecule: messenger RNA, 1089 nt
Organism: Postia placenta MAD-698-R-SB12
Lineage: Eukaryota; Fungi; Basidiomycota; Agaricomycetes; Polyporales; Adustoporiaceae
Exons: 3
Coding region: 1-1089 (362 amino acids)
Source: RefSeq, a predicted model, not a curated record
AUGGACGACGACCUGUCGUUUGGCGCAUCAGUCUGGGGCGCGCCCGCAUCACCCUAUGCCCUCAAACCCAUCGCGCCCGCAUUCUCAGCCACCACUUCCAGCCAAGACGGCUUUGACGACUUCGACGCAUUUGGGGCACCUGAGGAGACGCCUGCUACAUCGGGCGACGACGCAGAUGAUGAUUUCGGAGACUUUGGAGACUUUGGGCAGCCGCAGGAGAUGGGCGAUGUUUCCGCCUUUGGCGACGAGGACGCUUUCGGAGAGGAGGUGCGGAUACCGCGACCAGGCCCGUCAUCAGCAGAUUGGGAACCACUCCGACUGGAUUCACUGUCGUCAAAGCAGGACCUGCAAGAACAGGUCGACGAGCUGCUCGGUCCACUAUGGGCGACCAUCGACGAGUCUCAACUCUUCGAUGAGGACAUUAGACAGGCGGGAGGGCUGAAUCAGACGCUAACGACUCGUGAGAGCCGCGACCUGUUCCAAAUACUGUUACCCUCCGCGCCACCCGCCCUGCCACCUGUGAAUUGGACGCGGUCGCGUAUCCGGCGGCGACAUCUCAUUUCACUCGGCAUUCCCGUAAAUCUCGAUGAAGUCCUCCCGAAGACAAAUGGCAGAUUGCCGGCCCUCGAAAUCACAACGAGACCGAUGUCUGCGCCUCCUGGGCCGCGUACGGCGCCUGUACAGAGAUCCAUGGCAGGUGCGGGCAACCCUCAGGCAGGAAUGUCGCGUCCUGGGACGCCUCGUCCGGCCACUCCGAAGACGAGCGUGGGCGCUACAUCCUCUGUUGCUGCUCAGCUGCGGCUUGGACCGCGGCCAGAACUAGACGAAUCAAAAGUCACAGAAUUGCUUGCGUUGGAUCCAGAUAACUUAACCCUUCUGCCCAUAUCCGCGCUAGAGAAAUACUCUGCAGACUUACAGAUGCAGACUAUCAAUACGUCGUCGGUACUUACCCACCUGUUGCAGACACGAGAUGCCUUGCGGCAGGACUCAGAGACAUACAACAAGCUGAUUGGAGAGCUUGUGGGGGAGGCGCAAAAAAUCAAGACGGGGAAACGAGUUGCUGGAGGCAAGAGAAGUACCAUGACAUAG